Cladocopium goreaui is the source of this 3126-nucleotide messenger RNA. The record is from the annotation of a GenBank genome assembly. Lineage: Eukaryota; Dinophyceae; Suessiales; Symbiodiniaceae.
AUGGCCAUGAUUCGUGUGUUGGUCUUUGGCGUCGUUUUUUCCAUCUACGUAGCAGGUGAGGACUGCCAAGCAGUUUCAUGUCAAAAUGAGCUUUCAGGCGAUGAUGAGGAAUCCUUACUUCUCCUCCAACGCCGAGCAAGGAGUUUCGCAUCGAACAGCUCGGAAGAAGUGCGGGACUGGUCCAUCGCGGCAGCCAUGGCAGCCAUGGGCGCCGGCCCCACACGUCAGCUCCACCACUUCACGAGCUUGGCAACGCGAGCCUUGGAACUGGGCAUGGCGCAAGUGGGCAUCUCAGAUCUCCUGGCAGACAGCUGGCGCCGCGCUGCUGCCUGGACCAUUGGACUCUGGGUGACCGGCUUUUGCAUCUCCUUGAGCCUGAUGAUGCAUUCUGUGCUGGCAGCGUCUCCUUCACGAGAUGAAAUGGGGGCCCUUGCGUUGAGAACAGAGCGACAGGACGUGACGGUGCAUGAAGACAAGAAGAAAGUUGGGGAUGAGAGAAACGACAUCUUGACCAGCGCCCUAUCUGUGAACAUCUUUCACUGCCUGAGCUUCACUUGGAUGGAUGCAUUCCUGGCGGCUCCAGACCCGGGGUUCCCUUCGCGACUUCGCAGCCUGCCGCAGAUGCCAAGGCUAACAGCUGCCAGCAUGUGGAGCAUGCUUCGGCGGGUUGUAAACCCGACGGUCUUGAUUUGCUGUGCAUGGCUGGUGGCCUUCCUGGAGUUGGUGGCCAUGGUGCUGAUUUUGGAUGGUCUUCUGUUGAUGUGCGAACAUCGGAACGGCCCCUGGAACGGUCCUCAUGGCCCCUUGCCGGUGACCCUGGCAGUCCUCUUCCUGCUGUUCCUGGUGCCCCUGCUCUACCGUUACUUCAGCGCGCUGCUGUUGAUGAUGGAUGGCCUUCAAAUGGCCACCGUGACCAACGAGCUGACCUCCAUGCUGUUUCAGAAGGCCUUGCGGCUGCCUCUGGGCGCCAGCUAUCACGGCCAUGGCAGCGAGGAGCUGACAGGGUGGCAGGUGGCUAUGGCCUUGAUGGAGAGUAUCGUUCAAGAGGGGCCUUUGAUGAUUCGAAACCUGGCGCUGUUAACAGCAGCCCCGUUUAUGGUCUGUGUACUUCUGCUUCUGCAGGUGCUGCACCUGCGAUUUUUUGGACUUUUGGGUCUCAUUCUUCUUCUUCCAGGCGCUUUGAUUGCUGGUCUCUUGGUGAAGUGUGCCAUCGCCAGCCGGACGGACUACCAACGCUGGCAUCAGGAGCGACUUCGGUGUCAGAGCGAGGCAUCGAAAGAGAUGAGGGAACAGAUCAUGAACGCCAGGCGAAGUGAGCUGGUGGCCAACCAAUGGUACUCGGUGAUGAUGGCCAUGCUGGCCGGAACCCUUCAUGCCGUAGUGUGGUUAGUGGUGGUGGCAAGCCUUUAUUUGGCCACACGAGAAACGCAGGUCUCCGCGCGGAACUUGUGGCUCAUGUUGCAGAUGAUGACAUCACUGCAAGCAUGUGUUUCCCUGAUCUUUUCGGGUCUUCGCCGGGCCUGGCACUUGCCGGGCGCACUGCAACGAGUGGAGUGCUUCCUGGCGCAGCCCGAGAUGCCGCAGGACGUGGUGCGGAGGCCGCUCUGCGGCGCCGCAACGCCCGCGCGGAUCUCGGGGAGUUUCAGCUUCGAGGAGGGAGGUCCUACGUGUUUGGCGAUGGAGCUUUCGCUGCAGCGCGGUGAGUGCGUCGCGGUGAUGGGUGCGCCAGGCAGUGGCAAGAGCGCCCUCCUGUUGGCCCUGCUGGGAGAGCUUUUCCCUUGUGGCCUGGCGUGUGUGUCCUCCACUUCCAAGAGGCGUUUUGUCAAGGGCAGCGCGGAUGCCAUGGAUGCCAUGCUUCUGGACGAGAUGCUGUCAGACGUGGAGCUCUUGCUUUGGGACUGCGGGAAGGCCACUGCGCAGCUUGCGCAGCUUUGCGCCUCCACCCGCGCGCGGAGCGUGGCGCUCCUGGUGGCCAUCGGCUCCGACGCGGAGGUCGACGGCUUGGACAGCUUCGACCGCGUGCUGUGGCUGCGGCAAGGGAAGUUGCUGCGACAAGACGAGGUCGAACCUGUCGCUUCGCAAGAUCCAAGGCCACCUCUGAAGCUCCUGGGCGAUGCCUUGUUGGCGCUGGAGACGCCAGGCUCACCGCAGCAAAAGUGUCAACCUGAAGGCCCUACAUCGGUGGAGCCGUUGCCGCCACUGUGGCCCUUGGCCCGGGCCUAUCUGGGCACCUGUGGUGCUGGGAAUGUGACCAUGCUCCUGCUUCUGGUGCUGAUGCAGCGGAGUGUUCAGUUGCUGCAGUUCUUGUUCUUGGCCACCUGGGCUGACGUCGUGGGCAAUGCUCAAAACGUUGACCACAGGAGCUUCGCAGUGAGCAUCGUUCUCACGGUGGCUGUGAACGCCACGCUAUUGACCUUGAGCGAAUGGGCUGGGAGCCGCUUGAGCCUGAUGGCAGGGCUACAUCUGCAGUCCAGGCAGCUCAGCGGUGCAUGGGAGGUGGAUGGCGUCAUCAGUGGCUGGUUGGGCUGUGCCAGGAGUGUCCUUGGAAGUUUUCUUCAGCAAGUUUACAUCCUUCUCAUUGCCCCACAGUGGCUUGCGGUCACUGUUUUGCUGCCAGCCUACAUGUGCAUCGCCUUUUUCGCUUGGAUCUAUCUGAAAGCUGCGGUGCUCUUAGCUUUGAAAGGUGAAGAAUCGUUCAGAGAAGCUCAGCAGAUCUUACACGAGAGCCUGGAGCCAGACCCUGUGCAGGUCAGAGCCAACCAGCUCCAACGCAGCGUGCUGCAGCGCUUCACAUUGGCAAUGUCGCAGAUGACGGGCUGCAGCCUCUUGCUACCUGCCUGUAACAAGUCCUGGCUCUCCUUUCGUGUCACGUUCUGUGUGGCCUUCGCCGCAGCGGCGUGUGCCUUGCAGGUUCUGCUGUGCGAUCACCAGAUCGGAGUUGGAACGCUGGGCUUAGUGAUUUCCCUCCUCUUCGCGCUCACCACUGAUGUGGAAGUUGCGUGCGAGUCCUGUGUUCAGGGUUGUCGGGCCCUUGGGGCUUUGAGACGUGCAGGUGCCUUUGCAGAGCCGACGCUUCCGUGGGAAGCGGAGCCUAUGGAAGUUGCAGAGGAGCAACCGGCACAUUGA